Messenger RNA from Spathaspora passalidarum NRRL Y-27907, 420 nucleotides. RefSeq names its product anaphase promoting complex subunit 11. Gene Ontology annotation, cellular component: nucleus; anaphase-promoting complex. Lineage: Eukaryota; Fungi; Ascomycota; Pichiomycetes; Serinales; Debaryomycetaceae. Gene Ontology annotation, molecular function: ubiquitin protein ligase activity; zinc ion binding; cullin family protein binding. The coding region runs from base 1 to 420 and encodes 139 amino acids. The record is from RefSeq and is a predicted model, not a curated record. The transcript has a single exon. Gene Ontology annotation, biological process: anaphase-promoting complex-dependent catabolic process; positive regulation of mitotic metaphase/anaphase transition; protein ubiquitination.
AUGAAGGUUAAGAUUCUAGAAUGGAAGUCAUUCGCCACCUGGCAUUGGGAUUUGGCUACAUCGGCCGAUGAUUCAGGAUACGUUGAAGAAUUAUGCGGGAUUUGUCGUGUAUCGUUUGAUGGAACUUGUCCUAAUUGUAAAUACCCCGGUGAUGAUUGUCCCAUUGUCCUUGGAUCAGGGUGCACCCAUAAUUUCCACUUGCAUUGUAUAUUAAAAUGGCUAGAACAAGAGAGCUCUAAAGGAUUAUGUCCUAUGUGUCGUCAAAUCUUCACUUUCAAAGAACCAGAACAAACCAGUGACGUGUUGAUCAAUUUAAAGACGUUGAUUGAUGGGCAUAGAGUUAUGAGAGAAAGAUUUCAACAGGGCAAUGAGCAAGAGUUUGAAGCGUUUGGUGCUGACCAGGAUUUACAAAUGGCAUAA